AUGGGCACCUUGAGCAUUUCUGAGUCAUAUCGACACAUCAACCACCUCAUGGCAGCUUUCAACCUCACCCCCUCUGACCCUUCAACAUUCAUCCUAAUGGGCAUCCCCGGCCUGGAGGCUUCUCAUCUCUGGAUUUCCAUCCCUUUCUCUAUGUUCUACAUUAUCAGCCUGUUGGGAAAUUUCAUGCUUCUGUCUGUUGUAGCCACCCUGGUGACAAUGGCCUUCGAUCGCUACGUUGCAAUAUGUAACCCUCUGAUAUACGCCACCAUCCUCAGCAACGCACGAAUAGCUAAGCUCGGGCUUGUAGGUUUGAUAAGAGCCAUUCUCUUCAUUCUGCCCCUACCCCUGUUCAUGAGUCAGCAGCUAUUCUGUGCCAACCGCAUUAUCCCCCAUACGCAAUGUAAGUACACAGCUGUGUUCAAGAUGGCGUGUGGUGACAUUACAGUCAGAAGGAUAUAUGGCUUGGUGCUAACGUUUGUAAUCAAUGGGUUUGACUUGACGCUCAUUGCCCUGUCCUACGGUCUGAUCAUCAGGGCCGUUCUCAGAAUCUCCUCUAAGAAUGCCCACCAGAAAGCUCUCAACACCUGCACAACCCACAUCUGUGUGAUGCUGACAUAUUAUACCCCUGGGCUCUUCUCCAAUCUCACAUACCGGCUUGGUCAGGGCAUCGCUCCCCAUGUUCACAUCAUCUUGGCUAACCUCUAUCUCCUCAUCCCUCCCAUGCUCAACCCUAUCAUUUAUGGGAUCAGAACCAAAGAGCUUCAUGACAAAGUAGGCAAAUACACCUGCUGCAGAAGGUGA
Messenger RNA from Mauremys reevesii (Reeves's turtle), 801 nucleotides. RefSeq names its product olfactory receptor 52D1-like. Gene Ontology annotation, biological process: G protein-coupled receptor signaling pathway. The transcript has 3 exons. Gene Ontology annotation, cellular component: membrane. Gene Ontology annotation, molecular function: olfactory receptor activity. Lineage: Eukaryota; Metazoa; Chordata; Testudines; Geoemydidae. The coding region runs from base 1 to 801 and encodes 266 amino acids. The record is from RefSeq and is a predicted model, not a curated record.